GCUCAACGCUGCCCCCCCCCCAACCCCCACCAACACCACCACCACCACCCUCCCUCCCACCAACGCCACCAGCCACAAAUGACUGCAGUAUAAAUCCUGGAGUCCUCAUCCUCAGCCUUCGCUCUCUGGAUUCACAGCCUCGUCCUGCAGCCGCAUCACGGUGUUUAAACCUUUUAUCCUCCUGAAAAACAAACGAAAAACAAAAGGCCAGAUGACGAUGACUGACCUGGAGACCUCGAUGGCCACCAUCAUCGCCGUGUUUCGGAAAUAUUCGGAGAGAGAAGGGGACAAACACAAGCUGAAGAAGAGCGAGCUCAAGGAUCUCCUCAACGACGAGCUCCCGGAUCUGAUGGGGCACGUGAAGGACCAGAGCACGCUGGACGGCCUGAUGGAAAGCCUGGACACCGACGGAGACGCCGAGUGCGACUUCCAGGAGUUCAUGACAUUCGUCUCCAUGGUGACCGUGUGUUGCCAUGACUUCUUCGAGCACGAGGACGAGUGAAAAAAAAAAAAAACGGGGGACAAAAGGACGGAGCUACAGUAAAUUAUAAAGAGGCCUAGCAACGCACAAGACUGAGGGCGGAGAGGGCAACGAGUCCAGUUUAGUCGUAGCAACGUUUGACAUCGUCGUCUCCUGUUUGAUUAUAAAUGUAAAAGUAGCUGAGCUAAAGUAGGUAAAAUAACUUUUUUUUUUUUUUUUUUUUUAAGGUGUUUGCUGGAUUUGCCACGGAGCAAUCACUAAUGCAAGUUUCUCCUCUUUGAAAGCGACGGUAAAGUUGUAAAAUCUGAGUCGUGCGAGUGAGAAACGCUGAACGGAAACUUUGUCUGCGAGGUUUGGCUACUAGGAAGGAGUCUGAAAGUGGCUAGCUUGUUUGUCUACACCACGUGGCUAAUGGAUUACGUAGCAGGCUAGUAAUUUAGGCCGUAAUUAUUGUCGACUAUCGAACUUUCAAAGUAACCUUCUUUAGCAGCAGAUUUAACUGUCUGGUAAAUGUUUUAAAAAUGGCUACCGAGUUGAUGCUGCUCCUUUCGUAGACUUAAGUUGACAAUUAAGACGUUGGCGAGUGCUAAAAAAGCUGAACUUGUAAAUGUGUGCAAGCAUUAAAAACAUUUAAUGACCAGUAAAUUCGUCAGUACGGCCUUUGAUGUUGUGUUUUCUAGUGUGGUAUCAAUCAUUUUUGGAGUUUUUUUUUUAAGCCAAAAGAAUCAACGUUUAAGAAAUCGAAUGACUACCAAAUUUUGAAAAGUGGCUAGAAAGUUCAUAAAAUCAAGUAGCCAUUGGUAUUAACCACAUUUGACUCCAUAGUAAAAGAUUUUAUUGGCUGGUAAAUGUUUAAAAAAUGGCUACGGAGUUAGACUUAAGUUGACAAUUGCCCUGAAAGUUUCUUGUAAAUGUGUAAAACAUUUAAUGGCUGGUAAAUUCUUCAGUAUGACUUUUAUUUUCCAAUCAUUGUAUCAAUCAUUUUUGGAGGCCACAGAAUUUAGAAAGUUAUUUUUAAGUCAAAAGAAUCAACUGAAUAUUUUUUAAAAAUCUAAUGACUACCAAAUUUUUAAAAAGUGGCUAACAAGUUAAUAAAAUCUAGUGACAAUUGGUAUUAACCACAAAACUAGCAAUUUGGCUCCAUAUUAAAAAUUUUAAUUGGCUAGUAAAUGUUUAGAAAUGGCUACAGAGUUAGACUGAAAGUUUCUUGUAAAUGUGUCCAAGCGUUAAAAUCAUUUAAUGGCUAGUAAAGUUCUCAAUAGGCCUUUAAAUCUUAAAAAGUUAGCUAGCAAGCUAAUCGGGUCACUGGGUUUAACUACAUUCUUUACAGGUUUCAGUGUUUGGAGAAUAUAGUUUUGAAGCUAAUUCACAAAAAUUAGUUUCUAUAUAAAAAUAUUUAAUUGGCUAGCACAAGUUUAAAAAUGGCUCCUUUGGUAGAUUUAAAUCGACAAUUAAGAACGUCCACUAAAGUAUUAAAAGCUUUUAAUGGCUAGAAAACGUUUUUCAUUUGAGGUUUUGCUUUUCAAAUCUGAGGAGGCAACAACGUCUAAUUAAGAAGCUCGUCAAGUCUAAUCUUUGUAAUUAAGUUGUAACCUCACUGAUAUGUAAUAUUGGCUCAUUUUUCUGAAUAAACAACUACACAAGUGUAA
Molecule: messenger RNA, 2130 nt
Organism: Mugil cephalus (flathead mullet)
Lineage: Eukaryota; Metazoa; Chordata; Actinopteri; Mugiliformes; Mugilidae
Gene: s100b
Product: S100 calcium binding protein, beta (neural)
Exons: 3
Coding region: 212-502 (96 amino acids)
Biological process (GO): positive regulation of canonical NF-kappaB signal transduction; positive regulation of cell population proliferation
Cellular component (GO): cytoplasm; nucleus
Molecular function (GO): calcium ion binding; RAGE receptor binding; S100 protein binding
Source: RefSeq, a predicted model, not a curated record